AGUAGACCCAGACGUCAAAACCACAUGUUUUUGUUUUGUAAUUUGUUGUAAUUUUGUUUACCAUCCUUGAGGAUAUUUUACUUUCAAUAUGAGUUUUAAGAAUUAUAAAGAGAAGAUUGAAGAAGGAGAUACAGUGAUAUUGUAUAUGAGUAACAAUCUAUACGCUAUAGAUGUACACCCUGUAAUUAAAAACAAAAAGGGGGAACUUGUAGAAAAUGUUUAUCAAACAACUUUCGGUGCCUUGAAGGUUAGAAAUAUUAUAGGAGCUGAAUAUGGAAGCCGGGUGGAGCUAUCCAAGGGUUGGGGCCAUGUGCUGCAGCCGACCCCGGAGCUGUGGUCAUUGACCCUGCCGCACCGGACGCAGAUCAUCUACACUCCGGACAUCAGCAUGAUCUUGAUGCAGCUUGAUCUGGUGCCAGGAAGUGUGGUUAUUGAGGCUGGCACGGGCAGCGGGUCCCUAACACACGCGCUGGUGCGGCGCGUGCGGCCGAGCGGGCGCGUGCACACCUUCGACUUCCACGAGCACCGCGCCGCGCUGGCCGCAGAGGAGUUCCACGCGCACGGGAUCGCAGAGUUUGUUACUGCCAAACACAGAGACGUGUGCCAGUCAGGCUUCGGCGAGGAGCUGAACGGGCGAGCUGAUGCCGUGUUCCUCGACCUGCCCAGCCCCUGGACCGGGGUCGCGCACGCCGUCGCCGCGCUCAAGGCCACAGGCGGCCGCUUCUGUUCCUUCUCCCCGUGCAUCGAGCAGGUGCAGCGCACGUGCCUGGCGCUGCAGCAGGCGGGGUUCGAGGACCUGGCCACCAUGGAGGUGCUGCAGAGUGAGCUCCGCGUGGCGCGCCGCACCGUGCCCGUCCGCGACCUGGCCUUCUUGCGGCAUAAGGGCUCGUCCUGCCCCGUGGAUGAGAAGGCGAGCAGUACGACGAGCUACGCGGUGGGCGCGUGGCCCGAGUCCCAGCCGGGGCACACCGGCUACCUUACUGUGGCCACCCUGCCACCCGCCUUCCGACGAGAAAAAUCCAAGAAGCCAAAAGAAGUAACGGCUCAAGAAAAUCCAACGAAUGGUGACACGAAGCCUACACCAGAACCGAUGGGUGUAGACGGUAACAAUGCGGAAAUUACUGUAAAAUAAACUAAGUACUUGUAAAUAAUC
Molecule: messenger RNA, 1153 nt
Organism: Plutella xylostella (diamondback moth)
Lineage: Eukaryota; Metazoa; Arthropoda; Insecta; Lepidoptera; Plutellidae
Gene: Trmt61
Product: tRNA methyltransferase 61
Biological process (GO): tRNA methylation
Cellular component (GO): nucleus; tRNA (m1A) methyltransferase complex
Molecular function (GO): tRNA (adenine(58)-N1)-methyltransferase activity
Source: RefSeq, a predicted model, not a curated record